AAUAAAACGAAACAAAUUAAAAAGACCGCUCGCGAGGUAGAGGAAAGAAAGACUUGAAUUGGCGUGUGAAAAACAAAAAUUGAAAAUUGUGUUUGUUUUUGUCGGCGCCGGCGUAAAUUUUCAGGCGCCAAAAAAGUCAGAAAACAAUAAAUAGAAGAUGGAAGAGGAAAUAAUGCCUGCGGCUACCACAAAUGGCAUGACAGCAGAUAAAGUUGAGGCGCUGCUAAACGAGAAGGAGGCGGAGGCCUGCAAAGCCGCAGAGGAGGAAGCACUUGAUGAUGAGGGCAACGCAAUGAUUCAAUACGACGGCCAGGCAGCAGCUGUGGAGGAGCAAGAGGAAGAGCACGAGAAGGAGGUGGAGGAGGAAAUGGGUGAAGCUGAAUAUCUAGAAGAUGAAAUGCCCGAUGAAGAGUGUGAGAGCGAGGGGGAACUAACAGCAGGAACAGAUGUUCAAACCGAUAAAGGCGCCACAGCAACAACAGUAUCACAGGAAACAACAGUCGAACGAAAAGAAGCAGAGGCAGACACAGAAACAGUGACGGAGGCAGAGGCCGAGGCAGAGGUAGACGCAGAAGCAGCAGGCAUACCAGCAGAAGGAGAGGCAGAGGCAGAAUCAGCAGUCGAGACGGAAGCUGAGACGGAGGCUGAUGAUAAGGAAGCCCCUGUUGACGAUGUUGGAGAAGAUGCUGAGGAUGAAGCUGAGCAAGAACCAGAAGAGCAAGAAACUGUUGAAGAUGAAGUUGUAGAAGAGCUGGUAGAAGAGGCGGAGGAAGCCGAAGAUGAGGGAGAGCUAAUCACAGGCGACGAUGCACAGGAAGAACAAAUGAAUCUCAGUGCGCGCUCUGGCGCUUUGGCUGAAGAAGUGGACGAGGUACAGUGUCGAGUCUGCACCAGCAAAGAUCAGCUAAUCAGUCUCUUUACGAAGACCAGUCAGGGGAGCGUGCCUGUUGACAUGCUGCUGCUCCUCUGUCCGAGUGUUUCCAUAGCGCUGAAGGACUUUAUGCCGCAGUUCAUAUGCAGCAGCUGCUUGCAAAGUCUCACCGUUGCCAUAAAGUUGCGCCAGCAACUGGAAAGUACCGAAAAAGAACUGCGCAAGCGUCUGUCGAGAAGCAAGAACAAAGUGCGCAGGCCGCGUGGCUAUGUGGUCAUCGAUGCGCCUGUCUCUGAUUCGGCCAGCGAGGAGGAUGAGGAGGAGCUGAACGACGAUGCCGAGUUCAAGGUCUCCGAUGUGGCGGGCUCCACCAGCGCCGACAGCGACUCGGCGGACACGGACAUUAGUGAAAAGCGAAGACCGGGCCGACGACGUGGUCGCAAGAAGGGCACCAAACGUUCGGCUGGUGCCAACAGUCAGGACGAGGAGCAUCAACGGAAGCGUAGCCUGCAAACCUCACCAGCUGCCAGCCAGGGACCUUUUGAGUGCGACCAAUGCGAUCUGAGUUUUCCCCGGAAGCAAUCCUAUGUGAUGCAUCGCAAGAUGCACGAUGCUCGGCACGAGUUCCACUGUCAGAUCUGCAAUAAGAAGUUCAAGGUGCGGGGCGCCUACAAGACCCACAUGGAACGCCAUGCAUCAGAGCGAGCCCAGUUCCGCUGCGAGUUGUGCGCCCAGGUGUUUCGACUUCGAGCUGAGCUGAAGCGUCACAUGGCACUCAGUCAUGAUGAGCACGGCAUCAUCUAUGAGUGCAAGCGAUGCCAGCUCACGUUCCUUACUCAAACGCGGCUGCAACGCCAUCAGAGCACCGAAUGCAAUCGUCACUCGGAGGGCAGGGUCAAGCGGCAAUCGACGGAAGGGCAGCCCAGCCAGGGAAGAGAUCUGUUCAAGUCUGUGGCACCUCUGACGACGACCUACUGGAGCGAUAGCUUCUCUGACUAGGCUACCACAGCUCCAGAUGCCUUCUUCAAUUUCAUCUAAAACUGUUCUAUACAAAUACAAGAUGUAUAUUCCGGACAAUUCUAACUGAAAUC
Molecule: messenger RNA, 1962 nt
Organism: Drosophila arizonae
Lineage: Eukaryota; Metazoa; Arthropoda; Insecta; Diptera; Drosophilidae
Biological process (GO): regulation of transcription by RNA polymerase II
Cellular component (GO): nucleus
Molecular function (GO): DNA-binding transcription factor activity, RNA polymerase II-specific; zinc ion binding
Source: RefSeq, a predicted model, not a curated record